UUCAGCUCGAGCCUCGGCCCAACAAAAUGGCUGCGGCGGUGGCAGCGGCGGCGCUUUGUUUCCUCAGCUCCUGCAGCGGCCUGUGAGCUGUGGGGCGGGAGGCGGGGCGGCCACCGCGGCGGGGACGGUGACGACGACGACGACGACCACGAGCAGUCCUGCGCCUUUUGAGCCUCUCCCGGGUCCGGCCAGGAGUAAGAGCGGCGCCCUGCGGUCGCACUAGCGGGAGCGGGAAAGGGGAGACAUGAUCAUUGAGUCUCUGAGGUCGAGGCAGGUUUUAUUAUAGGAGGGAGACUUCUGUGAGCUAGAUGCCUCCUUUCGCUCGGUCGUGUUGAUUCUUGUGGAGAAGUUGGUUUUUUUGUCCCAAUGCCGCUGACCAUUGUCCCGCGGUUCAAAAAGUUCAACCGAAGUGGGCUCACGUUGAGGGAAGAUUAUGCCCAAUUUUCUGGGUUAAUGUGGAUUCCAGUUUUUGCAGAAAAUUGAGGAACAAGUGCCAUAAUGGCUGCCCUAAAACCUAAUGAAAGCAAGUUGAAUACAUUGGUGCAGAAACUUCAUGACUUUCUGGCACAGUCUUCUGAAGAAUCUGAAGAGGCACAUUCUCCUCCAAGACUGACUAUGAGCAAGGUUAUAGAUAAAGGCAGUAGGUCUGGAAAUACUUCAGAUCCAAUGGAAGUCAUCAGGGAAGAGGGGAGUACCUCUUCAGAGAAAGCCAAAUCUUUAGGACCACAUCGUUCAAAAAGGAAGCCUACAGUUGUAACAAAAUAUGUAGGAUCAGAUGAAGAAAAAGUAUUUGAUGAUACUCUAAAUCCAGAUGUUUCCAUUGACACUUCAGAAACUGAUAUAGCUAUGCAAAGCUUGCCUAAAGGUACAGUGGUUGUACAACCAGAGCCAGUGCUGAAUGAAGACAAAGAUGAUUUUAAAGGGCCUGAAUUUAGAAGCAGAAGUAAAAUGAAAACUGAAAGUCUCAAAAAACGCGGAGAAGAAGGUCUGCAUGGAAUUGUUAGCUGUACAGCUUGUGGACAGCAAGUGAACCAUUUCCAGAAGGAUUCAAUUUAUAGACACCCUACACUGAAAGUCUUGAUUUGUAAGAAUUGCUACAAGUAUUAUAUGAGUGAUGAUAUUAGUCGUGAUGCAGAUGGAAUGGAUGAACAGUGUAGAUGGUGUGCAGAAGGUGGAAACUUGAUUUGUUGCGACUUUUGCCAUAAUGCUUUCUGCAAAAAAUGCAUUUUGCGCAACUUAGGUCGAAAGGAGUUGUCUGCAAUAAUGGAUGAAAACAACCAAUGGUAUUGCUACAUUUGCCGUCCAGAGCCUUUGUUGGACUUGGUCACUGCAUGUGAUAGUGUAUUUGAGAAUUUAGAACAGUUAUUACAGCAAAACAAAAAGAAGAUAAAAGUUGAAAGUGAAAAAAGUAAUAAAUUAUUUGAACACUCGCACAAGUUUUCUCCAAAGAAAAAUGUUUCAACUUGUAAUGGAGAAGAAAAGAAAGUGGAUGAUUCUCAUUCUGGAAGUGUAACUUACUCUUUUACAGCACUAAUGGUGCCAAAAGAAAUUGUUAAAAAGACAAAAAAGCUGGUUGAGACCACUACAAGCAUGAAUGCGAGUUUUGCAAGAUUUUUGAAACAGGCCUCUGAAAAUUCAGAAAUGAGCACAGUAGUAAAGUUACGCCAACUUAAAGCUUUUAAAUCUGUGCUGAAUGAUAUCAAGAAGGUCCAUCAUUCAUUAGAAGAAGGAGUGAAUAUGGAGAUUCGUGCUUUGGAUACUUUAAAUAAAGAGACUGUUACCAUGGAGCAUAAAGCUGAUAUUCUUAAACCAGAAACUGAAGUUACAAAAUUAGAAGUAUACUAUGAGUCUAAAAAGAAGGACUUUUCAAAAUGUGACAAUAAAUUAUCAAUGAAGCGAGUUGGAAGUGAAAUGGUUGGUCAGAGUCUUCCAGUGGUGGGGCAACCAGCAAAUAAAAGUGCUGGUGCUGAAGAUAAGAAAUCUAAUAGAAAAGAAGCUCGCUUUGAGCCUGCCAACACUUCUGAAGCCUUAGAUAUGGAUAUUGUUUCUGUUCCUUCUUCAGUCCCUGAAGAUAUUUUUGAGAAUCCUGAAGCUGCUAUGGAAGUUCAGGUUUCAUCUGAAAACCAACGUGAUGGCAAUAAUGCUACAGAGCGAGAUGUAGAGCAUUCUGUAAAAUCAAAAGACCACAAAGGAGGUACCAAAUUCAAAAUAUCAGCUAAGGUAACAAAAGAAUUGUAUGUUAAACUCACUCCUGUUUCCCUUUCUGAUUCUCCAGUAAAAGCUGCUGAUUGUCAGGAGGCAACACAAGAAAAAGAAGAAAACAAAAGUUCUGUUACUUCUAAGGCAGAAAACCGUAGCUCUCAAAAGGAAAGAAGUUGUGAUGAGGAUUUUGUUGAAAAUGACAUUCCAUUAGUUUCAGAAGAAGCUGACCUUCGAAGAUCCCCACGUGUAAAGACUACCCCUCUAAGGCGACAGACUGAAGCCAACCCUAUCACAUCCAAUUCAGAUGAAGAAAAUAAUGAUGUGUAUAAUGAAAAACGUAAAAGAAAGUCAUUAGUGCAGUCAGUAAAAAAGGAUAAACGGACUUCUUCUGAUAGUGCCAUCGACAGUCCUAAACCUACUAAGGUGCCUAAAUGUAAACCAUUGGACACUGUGGCUCCUAGUUCAGACUCUGAAGAAAUUCCUGCAGUUCUCAAAGAAGUUGCUAUGAUGAGUCACAGUUCUUCUGAUACUGAACAGAAUGAAACAAAUGAAAAUGUUCCAAAGAAGUCUCUGUAUGAUAUAAAGACUCAAACAUCCAAAGGUGACAAAGGAAAGAGAAAAAGGAAAAAUUCUACUUCUGGUUCUGAAUUUGAUACAAAGAAAGGCAAAGCAGUUAAAAGCUUCACAGGUUCUAAAAAGAAACGCCAUAGCCAUUCAGAAUCUUCCAAUUAUGAUUCUGAAUUAGAAAGAGAGAUAAAGAAUAUGUGUAAAAUUGGAGCUGCCAAACAAUCCCAAAAAAGACAUUCAAACAAAGAGGAUUAUGGUUCUUCUGAAGAUGAAAAGCAAAAUGCAAAAGGAUCGAGCAAACAAAAGAAAAAAGGUACAAAGACUUUAAUAAAUGAAUCAUCUGAUGAUGAUGGAGAAGACAGACAAAAGAAUUCUUGCUUUUCAGAAGAUACAGUUAAUAAAGAAAGUAUGUCCUCACAACUAAGAGAACCAGUAACUAAGAAAGAUGCAGCGACAUCAUCUGAUGUUCACAAAAGUUAUGUGAAAGAAGAGGUUUGCUCUUCUCCUGAAACCUGUAAGGAAGCAGAAGCUAUUGAACAAAGUCGUCAUCUGAAAAGCAAACCUAUGAAAAAGGAUAGUUCAUUUGAUGAUGUUACUGAGAAGUCCUCACAAAAAGAGGAGUGUGGGGACUCUUCUGAAGAUGAGAAGAAGCAGAAGAAAAGGAGAAUUGAAACAAAAGAAAAGAAAUCUUCAGAACUGAAAAAGUUUCCUAGUCAGGAAAAUGAGGUGACAUCAUCUGAUAUUAUUGAAAAGUCACUUGAGAGAGAAGAUAGUUCCCAUUUGACUGAAGAUUUUGACCAAAAUAAGCAAGGUUCAGCUGAAGCAGAAAAGAAAAAUAAAAAGUUAAGAGAGAAAAACUCUAAAAAGAAGGAAGAAUUAUCUGAUGAUAUUGAAAAGUUAACAGGGAAAAGUGAAAGUGGUGAUUAUUCUGAAGGUAAAAAAGGAUUAUCUGGUAGAGAAAGGAAAAAGGAAAACUUAGGGGAGAAAAGUUCAAAGACUGUUCACUAUGGUUCAUCUUCUGAUGUUGAGAAGUGUCUCCCAAAAGAAGAGUGUUGUGAUUCUUCUGAUGAAAAGAGAAGGAAAAGGAUAGAGUCUCGGGAAAGGAGAAAUCUAAGUGCAAAAAUAAAUAUCAAGGCAAAACAAAGUGGCUCAUCAUCUUCUGAAGCAGAGGAGUCAUUUUCUGAGGAUAGCAAACGAAAAAAGAAAAUACCCCUGACAAAGAAUAAGAAAAAAGAAAACGUAAAAGACAAAAAGAAGAAGUCCCCCAGAAGAAAUGGUAAAAAGCAGCAAGAAAUUAUUAGUUCUUCUUCUGAUGAAUUGGGAGAUGAUGACCAGAAUUCCACAGGCGAGGGGAGUGGUGAUGAGCAGAAAAUUAAGCCAGUGACAGAAGACAUAACACUACCUUCAAAUGUUCAUUCUUCAGGUGAUGAAGCUGACAGACGAGAUCCUGUCAAUGUGGAUGAUGACGAAGAUGAAGAUGAUCCUGAGAAUAGAAUUGCCAAAAAGAUGCUCUUGGAAGAAAUCCAGGCUAAUAUUACCACUGAUGAGGAUGCAUCUUCAGAUGAAGAACCAACUAAAAUGAAAAAACGAUCUGCGAAACAAAAUGAAGAAAACACAGGUGAUGAGAGUGAGCCACAAAAAGAGCAUAACGUUGAGCAUGAUGAACACGGCAACUCUGAUACCGAUUCUGACUCUGAACAAUCCAAGAAACCUCGAUAUCGGCACAGACUCUUACGUCACAAACUGUCCGGGAGUGAUGGAGAGUCAGGAGAAGAAAAGAAGUCAAGGCCCAAAGAGACAAAGGAAACCAAACGCAGAAAUAGGAGGAAAGUGAGCAGUGAAGAUUCUGUUGAUACUGAUUUUCAAGAAUCAGGGGUAAGUGAAGAAGUGACUGAGUCUGAAGAUGAUCAGCGCCCUAGAACAAGAUCAGCAAAGAAAGCAGAGCUUGAAGAAAAUCAACGGAGCUAUAAGCAAAAGAAGAAAAGACGACGCAUUAAGGUUCAAGAGGAUUCUUCAAGUGAAAAUAAGAGUAAUUCUGAAGAAGAAGAUGAAAAUGAUGAUUCCAAGUCUCCUGGAAAGGGAAGGAAGAAAAUUCGAAAGAUUCUUAAAGAUGACAAACUGAGAACUGAAACACAAAAUGCCUUGAAAGAAGAAGAAGAGAGGAGAAAACGUAUUGCAGAGAGAGAACGGGAGAGAGAGAAGUUAAGAGAGGUAAUAGAAAUUGAAGAUGCCUCACCUAUCAAAUGUCCCAUUACAACAAAAUUAGUUUUAGAUGAAGAUGAGGAAACCAAAGAACCUUUAGUUCAGGUUCACAGAAACAUGGUAACCAAGUUGAAACCCCAUCAAGUAGAUGGUGUUCAGUUCAUGUGGGAUUGCUGCUGUGAAUCUGUGAGUAAAACCAAGAAAUCUGCAGGUUCUGGAUGCAUUCUCGCCCACUGCAUGGGUCUGGGAAAGACAUUACAGGUUGUGAGUUUUCUUCAUACAGUUUUGCUAUGUGACAAAUUGGAUUUUAGUACAGCUCUGGUGGUAUGUCCCCUCAACACUGCAUUGAACUGGAUGAAUGAAUUUGAAAAAUGGCAAGAUGGAUUAGAUGAUGAAGAAAAACUUGAGGUCUCAGAAUUAGCUACUGUGAAACGUCCUCAGGAGAGAAGCUACAUGCUGCAGAGAUGGCAGGAAGAUGGAGGUGUCAUGAUUAUCGGGUAUGAAAUGUAUCGAAAUCUUGCUCAAGGAAGGAACGUCAAGAGUAGGAAACUAAAAGAAAUAUUUAACAAAGCUCUUGUUGACCCAGGUCCAGACUUUGUCGUUUGUGAUGAAGGCCACAUAUUGAAAAAUGAAGCCUCUGCUGUUUCAAAAGCCAUGAAUUCCAUUCGAUCCAGAAGGAGGAUUAUUUUAACGGGAACACCCUUACAGAAUAACCUAAUAGAGUAUCACUGCAUGGUUAAUUUUAUCAAGGAGAAUUUGCUUGGUUCCAUUAAAGAAUUCAGAAAUCGAUUCAUCAAUCCAAUUCAGAAUGGUCAGUGUGCAGACUCCACCAUGGUUGAUGUCAGAGUGAUGAAAAAGCGGGCCCACAUUCUCUAUGAAAUGUUAGCUGGAUGUGUGCAGAGAAAAGAUUAUACAGCACUAACAAAGUUCCUGCCACCAAAGCAUGAAUACGUUUUAGCUGUAAGAAUGACACCUAUUCAGUGCAAGCUUUAUCAGUACUACUUAGACCACUUAACAGGUGUUGGUAAUAGCAGUGAAGGUGGAAGAGGGAAAGCAGGAGCAAAACUUUUCCAGGACUUCCAGAUGUUAAGCAGAAUCUGGACUCACCCCUGGUGUUUGCAGCUGGAUUAUAUAAGCAAAGAAAACAAGGGAUAUUUUGAUGAAGACAGUAUGGAUGAAUUUAUAGCUUCAGAUUCUGAUGAAACCUCAAUGAGUUUAAGCUCCGACGAUUAUACUAAGAAAAAGAAGUCAAAGGGAAAGAAAGGGAAAAAGGAUUCUAGCUCAAGUGACAGUUGCAGUGAUAAUGAUGUAGAAGUGAUCAAAGUAUGGAAUUCAAGGUCACGAGGAGGUGGAGAUGGAAGUGUGGAGGAAAUACCCAAUAUCUCUGCAGUUUCUUUUAAACAGGAAGAAAGUAAAACAGCUUCCUCUUCCAACCCAAGCAGCCCAGCUCCAGACUGGUACAAAGACUUUGUGACUGAUGCUGAUGCUGAGGUCUUAGAACAUUCGGGCAAAAUGGUGCUUCUCUUUGAAAUUCUGCGCAUGGCAGAGGAACUUGGAGACAAAGUUCUCGUUUUUAGCCAAUCUCUCAUAUCAUUGGACUUGAUUGAAGAUUUUCUUGAAUUGGCUAGUAGGGAGAAAUCAGAUGAUAAAGAUAAGCCUCUUAUUUAUAAAGGGGAGGGGAAAUGGUUUCGAAAUAUUGACUACUAUCGUUUGGAUGGCUCAACUACUGCGCAGUCAAGGAAGAAAUGGGCUGAAGAGUUUAAUGAUGAGACAAAUGUGAGAGGCCGACUGUUUAUCAUUUCUACCAAAGCAGGAUCUCUUGGAAUUAAUCUGGUAGCUGCUAACCGAGUGAUCAUCUUCGAUGCCUCCUGGAAUCCAUCCUAUGACAUCCAGAGCAUAUUCAGAGUUUAUCGCUUCGGACAAAAUAAGCCUGUGUACGUCUAUAGGUUCUUGGCUCAGGGAACUAUGGAAGAUAAAAUCUAUGAUCGUCAAGUCACCAAGCAGUCUUUAUCUUUCCGUGUUGUUGAUCAACAACAAGUAGAGCGUCAUUUUACUAUGAAUGAGUUGACUGAGCUUUAUACUUUUGAACCAGACUUAUUAGAUGAUCCAAAUUCCGAAAAAAAGAAGAAACGGGAUACUCCCAUGCUGCCAAAGGACACAAUCCUUGCAGAAUUGCUUCAGAUACAUAAAGAACAUAUUGUAGGAUAUCAUGAGCAUGAUUCUCUUUUGGACCACAAAGAGGAGGAAGAGUUGACUGAGGAGGAGAGAAAGGCAGCUUGGGCUGAAUACGAAGCUGAAAAGAAGGGACUCACCAUGCGUUUCAACAUGCCAACUGGGACCACUUUACCUCCUGUCAAUUUCAACUCACAAACCCCGUAUAUUCCUUUCAAUUUGGGAGCCCUGUCAACAAUGAGUAACCAACAGCUUGAGGACCUCAUUAAUCAAGGCAGAGAGAAAGUUGUAGAAGCAACAAACAGCGUGACAGCAGUGAGGAUUCAGCCCUUAGAAGACAUCAUUUCAGCUGUAUGGAAGGAAAACAUGAAUCUGACAGAAGCCCAAGUGCAAGCUUUGGCAUUAAAUAGACAAGCCAGCCAGGAGCUUGAUGUGAAAAGGAGAGAAGCGAUCUACAAUGAUGUAUUGACAAAACAACAGAUGGCAGCUUAGGAAAGAAUACAAAUUUUCAAGUAUACACACACGCAUACGUGUGCAAGUGCACACACACACACACACACACACAGCUGAGUUCUUAAUUAGAGUUGAUUCCUCAAAUUAGGGAUUGCUUUUUGUACCUAAUCAAUUUCUUGAUUAAAGUGACAGAAAUGGUUUUAGAGUCCUUUUGACUGAAGUCUGAAAUUGGGCUUGUGCUAAGCCUGUAUUGAUUCAACCAUUUGAAAGCUGAGGGUUCUCUUACAACACACAGGAUUGAGUGCAAUAUCUAAAAUCCCAUUACUCUGACCCUUCUGAGUCCUGCACGUCCAAUUGUUCCAACAGCCUUAAGUACAGCUUCUGAAGAAUUUGGUGUUCUUCUCUAGUCUUUCUGCCAUUUCAAAUUUUCACUUGUAUGUGCUGGAAUUAGGGAUAAACUUUAGGGUUAUGGGUUAUCUUCCAUAUAUUAAUAUUUUUUCUCUCCCUUUUCCCUUCCCCUCCUCCUUUUUCUCCCUUCCAACUUAUAUAUGUCUUCCCUUCCCUUAUCUGUCUGUCCAUCCCUCCCUCCCCCUUCUCUUUCUUUUCUCUCUCUCCCCUUUGGCCCUGACACAAAGCACACGCAGAUCGAGUAUCUUCCACAUAUUAAUAAUUUCUCUUCUCUCCUUCUCUUAUCUUCCCACUCUUUCCUCCUCACUUAUCUACCUCCCUCUUUUCCCUACUUCCUCCCCAUCUCCCUCCACCCUCUCCUCUCUUCCUUUUCCUCUCUUUUCUAUCCUCCUCUUCUCUCUCCCCUUUGGCACUGACACAAAGCACACGCUGAUCACGCUUGGUGAGGGUGCUGGUGCUUCAUCCUGUUGCUGGCAACGGGGUACAGGCCAAGAAAAAACCAGCACCAAGCAUUUAAGGGUUAAGCCAGUAAUGGUUGUUGUUAGGUUCACACCCUGUUUUAUAAACAACAUCAAAAUGGCAGAACUACUGCUGAUUUUCAGUUCAUAGGAGGAAUGUGCUUAAACAAUUUCCAGUGCUGUCAGUAUUGUGAAAUCAUUCCUCUUCAAGAUAAGAAUCUCUGGCUUCCAUGCUCUUCUCCCUCUUCUCUCAACGCCACCUUCCACCCUACUAACCCCUACUUAGGUUUUCCUAGGAACUUGAAUGACUUCUUUUGUUUUUAAAAGGUUAAUUUAAGCCUUUCAGUUCCCACUUUUAUGAAUUUUACUAGGUUAAUGUCCCAUCAUACAGUUUUAUUGAGAAAUCGGUUGAGUUUUUUUCAUUGUUCUUUUAAUCAGUAUUGUAAACCUACCAUCUUUUUUUUUUUUAGCAUAAAAUUAUGUUGAUGGAGAGUCUACAAAGAAAUCGAUUAUUAGAACAUAGAAAUGAACUCAACAUGUUUGAGUUGGUGGCAUAACAGGUAAUAAAACUGCUAAAGAAUUAUAGAGGGAAAAAAGCUUGACAGCAUAGGCGCUAAGUAUUAUUGGACUCAACAUGAGUUGCUGACAUUAGCUAAAACUGUUUGAGUUAUUUUAAUCAUUCUUGAAUGAUUUCAGUUUUAUGUUUGGAAAGAACUAGUAUUUUGACAUCUAAAAUAUUGUGAGUGACUUCAUUUUUGUGAAGUUUUCAAUUUUGGUUUGUGAUAUAAAAUUUGUGAGGUCUGGUGGUGCAAAAGCAGCUAAAGUGGAUUUUUUAAAAAUAAAAUUUCUUCUGUGGUGAAAUGUCCCUGAACAGAUUUUCCUAGAUUGGGAUGCUUUGGCCAGUUGUUAAUUAGGAAUCUUGAAUUUGGGAUGUUGGGGACAAGAGAAUCCAACAUGCGAUCACUUUAGGAGAAAUGACAAAUAUUUAAAGGCGGGAGAUCUCCUAAUCAUGUUUCCUGAAUUCUGUAAAUAGGUUCUGCCCGACCUGGGGAUUUGUAUCAUGGUCUGAUCUUUUGCUUAGAGACUUAAAUGUGGAAGUUUUAGGCAACAUUUCAAAGAGAUGUUUUUCACCAUGGAGGAAAUUCUGUAUUAAAGGAGAGUAACAGAUAAGAGAAAUGAUUUGGAAAUAAGGAGGUUUGAAACAAAACUUGGACCACUUUACAGUCUUCUCAUUUGGCUUUUUAGCUGCAUAAUCUGUGCUUUGAAUAUAACACCAAGCUUUAACAAAUAUUUAAAGACAAAUACACCAUUAAGAUAAUAAAACUCAUUUUUGUAUUUGUUUUAGAUGUUUUAACUAGUUGCAAUGGCUUAAAAAUGACAAUUAAAAAUGUUGCUUGUAAUACAAUUUUGCCUGCUAAAUUCUCCACAUUUUGUAACCUGUUUAUUCCUUUGGAUGUAAAGCGUUUUUUGCUUAGUAUUGUGAUAUUGUAUAUGUUUUGUCCCAGUUGUAUAGUAAUGUUUCAGUCCCAUCAACCAGCUUUGGCUGCUGAAAUCAUACAGCUGUGAAGACUCGCCUUUGUUUCUGUUAGACGGCUUUUCAGUUCUGUAUUAAAUAUCUUAAGUACUGUAGAAAAGAUGUUCACCUCUUCCUAUAAGGCUGUUUUGUAAUAUAUAUAUAAGGACUGGAAUUGUGUUUUUAAAGAAAAGCAUUCAAGUAUGAUGAUAUACUAUCUUGUGUUUUCACCAUUCAAAGUGCUGUUUAGUAGUUGAACUUUAAACUAUUUAAUAUCAUUUAAUAAAGUGACCAAAAUACAUCA
Messenger RNA from Monodelphis domestica (gray short-tailed opossum), 10279 nucleotides. The record is from RefSeq and is a predicted model, not a curated record. Lineage: Eukaryota; Metazoa; Chordata; Mammalia; Didelphimorphia; Didelphidae.